AUGGCGAACGGCUUCUCACCUUCCCCUCCAGCCAGGCCGAGCUCGUCGAGCCACAUCCCAUCACCGAAUCCUCCCCCCGAGCCCGAUGCCGCAGAUGACUCCUACGCCGGCGAGUCAGCUGUUUCUGAUGAAGAUGAUGAUGAAGAAGAAGAAGAUGUGGCGAUGAAUAACUCUGGCGAUGAAUUCGACCAGUACAGCCGUGAAAACUCUGCAUCACACCCCGAUCGCGCCGUCAAGCGCAAAUCGUCGCCGCUGGAUGAAACCAAGUUCAUGCGACAAGACCCUGCUUUGUAUGGCCUGCGUCGAAGUGGUCGCGCGCGUCCUACACGUACCCUCGCCGACUUCUCCGACUCUGAAUCCGAUAGCGUCGCGCCACGUCCUAAGCGCCGACGCAAAGAACAAUCACAACAGCCCUCGAAAACUUCGCGGUCGGGUACUGUGACAUCGGCUUCCGGUUCUGACAGUGAUGAGUACGGCGGGAAACGCGCUCGUGCAAGCCAAGCCAAGCGUCGUCUCAAGCAAGCCGCUGUCAUGGAGCCCUCUCACGCUGAAGUCCGCUUUUCCACCCGCAAUGCCGCCAAGGUGUCGAAUUACAACGAGGACGAAGAUGACUCAAUAUUCGAAGAAGACGCAGACGAACUGGCUCCAAACUACUGGGGCAGCUACGAAGAAGAUACCCGGCCUGCCGUGGAUGUUGUUCUCAAUCAUCGCUUGAAGGAAGGCGUCGACCCCAAAGACCCUCACCUCGACCGCCAACACUUUGAGUUCUACAUCAAGUGGCAAGGCAAGUCACAUUACCAUGCAACAUGGGUGCCAAACGAGGAUUUGCCGAACUACCGCAGCACACGUCGAGUGGACAACUACGUCCGCAGAGUGCUUAAGGAGGAGCUUCACCUGCACCUCGACGAUGCCCCACCGGAGGAUCGCGAGAAGUGGAACCUUGACCGUGAACGCGAUGUGGAGGCAAUUGAAGAUUACAAACAAGUUGAACGUGUCAUCGGCGUUCGAGAAGGCGAAAAUGGCACCACGGAGUAUCUAGUCAAGUGGAAGCGCUUGUUUUACGACUCCUGCACCUGGGAGUCGGAGGAUAUCGUCAGCGAGAUCGCCCAGAAUGAGAUCGAUCGCUUCAUUGAUCGCUCUGCUCGAUAUCCUGUAUCUGAUAAGAACGAGACCAACCCUGCAACACGCAAAUCAUUUGAGCCAAUUCACAGCUCACCGUCUUUCCUACAAAACGGUGAGCUCAAGGAUUUUCAAAUUAAGGGCUUGAACUUUCUUGCUUUCAACUGGGUUAGAGAUCGCAAUGUGGUGCUCGCCGACGAGAUGGGCCUUGGUAAAACUGUACAGACCGUCUCAUUUAUCAAUUGGCUUCGUCAUGUUCGCAAACAACAAGGACCGUUCAUCGUGAUUGUACCUCUAUCUACCAUGCCGGCGUGGGCAGAGACAUUCGAUCACUGGACGCCUGACUUAAACUACGUUGUCUACAACGGCAGCGAAAAAGCUCGUACUGUCCUUCGGGACUAUGAAUUGAUGGUUGAUGGAAAUCCGAAGCGUCCAAAAUUCCAUGUCCUGUUGACAACUUAUGAAUAUGCUAUGAACGACUCACCAUUCCUGGGGCAGUUCAGGUGGCAGUUCAUGGCAAUCGAUGAGGCACAUCGCCUGAAAAACCGUGAAUCUCAACUCUACAUGAAGCUGUCCGAAUGGAAGUGCCAGGCCCGGCUGUUGAUCACCGGAACCCCCAUUCAGAACAACCUUGCUGAGCUGUCAUCUUUGAUGGACUUCCUUAACCCUGGUGUCAUCCAGGUGGAUGUGGACAUGGAUCUUAACUCCGAAGCCGCAUCACAGAAACUAGCUGCCCUCACAGAUGCUAUCCAGCCUUACAUGCUGCGCCGUACCAAGUCCAAAGUCGAAUCUGAUCUUCCCCCGAAGACAGAGAAGAUCAUCCGAGUGGAACUUUCGGAUGUUCAGCUGGAGUAUUACAAGAAUAUUUUGACCAAGAAUUAUGCUGCUCUCAAUGACGGUGCGAAAGGAAUGAAGCAGUCACUCCUCAACAUCAUGAUGGAAUUGAAGAAAGCGAGCAAUCACCCGUUCAUGUUUCCCAACGCCGAAGCAAAGAUCCUGGAAGGGACUCCUCAGGAAAUUGAAGCAAGAUGGACACCGCGUUCUCAUUUUUGCCAGAUGGUCGGCAUGCUCAACAUCCUAAGUGAAUACAUGGAAUAUCGUGGCUAUACCUACCAACGCCUCGAUGGAACCAUCCCCUCGGCAGCACGUCGCCUGGCGAUCGAGCAUUAUAACGCUUCUGAAAGCACCGAUUUUGCCUUCCUCCUCUCCACGCGCGCGGGUGGUCUCGGUAUCAACCUAAUGACUGCUGACACCGUCGUACUCUUCGACUCGGAUUGGAAUCCUCAGGCUGAUCUGCAAGCCAUGGCCCGAGCUCACCGUAUCGGACAGACAAAACCUGUCAGUGUGUACCGCCUUGUUUCCAAAGAUACCAUCGAGGAAGAAGUCAUCGAAAGAGCUCGUAACAAGCUUCUCUUGGAGUUUAUCACCAUUCAGCGAGGUGUUACCGACAAGGAGGCCUCAGAGAUGCAGAAUAAGAUGUCUCGGGUCCUUGGCGAGCCUAACUCAACCGAUGACAUUUCCCGCAUCCUCAAACGUCGUGGACAGAAGAUGUUCGAGCAGACUGGUAACCAGAAGAAGCUUGAGCAGAUCGACAUCGACUCUGUUCUUGCCAACGCGGAGUUGCAUCAAACUGAAGAAAGCGAGCAAAUCCAAGCUGAUGGUGGUGAAGAAUUCUUGAAAGCGUUUGAUUUUGUUGACUUCAAGGUUGAUAACCUCUCCUGGGAUCAAAUUAUUCCACCGGAGCAGCUCCAGGAGAUCAAAGCCGAGGAGAAGCGCAAGGCGGAUGAGAAGUAUCUUGAAGAUGUGAUUGAGCAGAACAGACCUCGCAAACGCCAUGCCCCAGUUGACUCACGGGACUCACGUGAGGAGCGCAAGGCCAAGCGUCAAGCACGUGCGCAAGUUGCUAUUGACGAUGGCGACGAUGAAGAAAAUCUUUCGUUGGAUCCGAAGCGGCCUCUCAGCGAGAAGGAGUACCGCGCUUUGUCUCGUGCAUUCCUUCGCUAUGGUGAUAUGGCGGACUGCGAAGACCUCAUUUUGGCCGACGCGCGGCUACAAAACCGCGAUCGAGACACAGUCCGAGCUGCUCUCCAGGAGAUAACCGACAAAGCUGCUGCCCUGGUUCACGAGAAUAUGAACCAGAUGGAAGCCAUCAAAUCGACUGGCAAGAAUCUCACCAAGAAAGAGCAAAAAGCGGUCUUGUUCGAUCAUCACGGUGUGAAGCGACUUAAUGCCUGGACUAUUGUGGAUCGUCCCCCUGACAUGCGUCUUGUCCGGAAGAUGACAACUUCCUUACCUGAUUUCCGUAAUUUCCGUCUCCCAGAAGCAACUAAAUUGGCCGACUACAGCUGCUCGUGGGGUGCCCGUGAAGAUGGAAUGCUCCUAGUGGGAAUCGGACGUCAUGGAUUCGGCGCCUGGACACAAAUCCGCGAUGAUGUCGAUCUCGGCCUGGGAGACAAGUUCUUCUUGGAGGAGCACCGAGUAGAACGAAAGACUCAGCGUUUACAAGGCGAAGAGAAAGCAACCAAGUCCCCGGGGGCUGUUCACCUCGUCCGUCGAGCUGAGUACUUGCUGUCAGUUCUUCGCAACAAAUACAGCAGUGGCAACAAUGCAAGUGCGAGGCGUGCCGUGGAGAAUCAUCACCGGAACAACAAGAGGUCUUCGCGUGUUGGCAGUGGCAGCAUGUCGGCUUCACCUGCUCCCUCGUCUCGCAAGGGACAGCGCGAAGCCGACCGGCCCCGCCAACGCUCCCAUACACAAGGGAGUCGUGACAGCGAGCGUCACACUCCAGGCCAUGAUCGCCCCCGAUCUGGGCAUGAUGCUGAUCGUCCUCGGCAUCGUGCCUCAGAUGCUGGGGACGAUCGUCGCCGCAAAAGUCAUGAGAAUGGCUCGGGCAAGGAGGACAUGAACAGCUUGUUUUUCCGGCCAAUUGUGGAUAACCUCCGACGGGUUUCCACAAUCACCGCUAAGAAUUAUCCAAGCAAGACCGAGCGAGCCCAAAAGCUCCGAAACACCAUCGUCAAGAUUGGUGAUUUCAUCAAAGACAAUCUGGGGGGCAAUCAGCCGAUGCCUUCCCUGGAGCGUCGCCUUUGGGACUACGUCUCGGUCAACUACUGGCCCAACAAAGAAGCCAGUGGAGCAAAGCUCCAGCAGAUAUUCGAAAGGGUGCAACAACAAGCGAACAGCAAAGCCCCGAAGCCAUAA
Penicillium chermesinum is the source of this 4320-nucleotide messenger RNA. RefSeq names its product chromatin-remodeling ATPase CHD1. The transcript has 4 exons. Gene Ontology annotation, cellular component: chromatin; nucleus. Gene Ontology annotation, molecular function: ATP-dependent chromatin remodeler activity; chromatin binding; DNA binding. Bases 1 to 4320 code for a protein of 1439 amino acids. The record is from RefSeq and is a predicted model, not a curated record. NCBI's taxonomy places the organism in Eukaryota, Fungi, Ascomycota, Eurotiomycetes, Eurotiales, Aspergillaceae. Gene Ontology annotation, biological process: nucleosome organization; regulation of transcription by RNA polymerase II.